Messenger RNA from Styela clava, 5054 nucleotides. NCBI's taxonomy places the organism in Eukaryota, Metazoa, Chordata, Ascidiacea, Stolidobranchia, Styelidae. The record is from RefSeq and is a predicted model, not a curated record.
UCGUCCAUCCUGCCCAAUGCUAGGUGUAUUUCUCAACUUUCUUUGCUAAGAUGAAAAAGACUACAUAAUUCCUUGCUUUAAACAAUCUGACUAUUGGACUAAAUUUGAAAUAAAAAAAAUGCCAAGUCGUCGCCAAAGAUUUGUGGACUCUUCCUCUUCUGAAAACUCUCCUCUACAGAAUCCAUCUAGGAGAAGAUUACCAUCUCCUCCUGCUGGGAUUCUGCGUGGAUCAAGACAUGUCACAAUCAUGGAUCCAUUAUCUAUUACAAGAAGAGUUGAUAGAAUAGCGGACAACUUAGAAGAUACAUCAAGGAAUUUAGAAAGCAUGGAUUCCAGACUUUCAGACUUCAAAGAUGUUCAUGAUGAUUCUAUGUCGGCUUUAUCCAAGUUAAAAAAUGACCUGGAAGGAUCAAUAAACAAAUUAAGAUAUGAAAGAGAAAAGAGAGCAGCAGCUCGUGAAACAAGAAGUCUUCAUCAAAGUGAUUUUACUUCUUCAAGGGGAACACGACCUAGACCAGCGAGUAGUCUUGGCUUUGAAAGAACAUCUAGAACAACAGCUGGACCAUCAGAUCAUCUCAAUGAAUCGGUUCGAGAUUUGAGAGGAAGAGUGUCAGAAUUGGUUGCAAACCAAUCAAGAAUGGAUGAUGAAUUACAAUAUCGUUCUGAAUUGGGAUCGCGAAAAGCAUUAAAAGAAGUUAAUGGAAAUGGACUCGGUGAUUCAGCAGCAGAUCGUGUUGAACGUAGAUUAAAACAAUUAGAAAAUGAGUUGGUCAGUGAAAGAGAGAAUGCAGCUCGAUUUGCUACUGAUGCAACACGGGAUCUUUUAAGAAAAAGUCAAGCAAAGAAUCAAGAUGAUGAAGUUGUUCUUCGCAACCAACUGUUACAAGCUGAAGCAGGGAAGAGAGCAAUGGAAACUGAUAUGGAUUCAAUGAGAAGAAGAUUAGAGCAAUCAGAAGGAGGACGAGAAGCAUUGAUGGGACAGAUUGCUGACCUUCGAAACCAAAUUGCUAAGUCAGAGAAAAGCAAAUUGGAUUUAGAACAACAAGUUCGUGAACAACUUACAGCGCAACAAGUAUUAAGAGAGAAAGAAGCUGAUGAAAGAAGACUAUUAGCUUCAUCACAAAGAUAUAAUGAUGAGAAACGAAAACAAGAAGAAGAAAUUGCAGAUUUAAGAUCUGCUUUGAAACAUUCUGUUGGUGUUGUGCAAUUGGAUGAAAUGAGGAAAAAUCUAGAGAAAAGUGAAAGACAAAGACAGCAAUUGUCUGAUCAUAUUGAAGUUUUAACUAAAGAUUUAGAGAAGAAGGAUCAAUCUCAAGCUAGAAUAUUAAAUCAAUUACAUGAAACACAGCGGACUGUUCAAGAUACUGAACGAGAUAGAGAAAAAUUAUCUACUCAACUUGAAGAUGCUCUCCUGAAGCUUCAAGACUAUGGAAGAGAUACAGAGAAGUAUAUGAAUGAAUUGAAAAAAGUUGAACGUCUCCAUGACGAUGCCGAAAAAGAAAAAGAUGAAUUAAGAAAUCAAGCCCAAGAUACUUUUAGACAGUGGAAGGCAAAAUGUAAGAAAUUGGAAAAAGAAAACGAAAGGCUGCAUGACAAUGUGGAACAACAAGUUUCUAAAAAUGAAGAAUUGGUCAAGGAAAAUCAGACGACUAAAUCACAAAUGAAUGCAGUUUACCAACAAAAUGAAGCUUUGAGGAAGGAAAUGGAUGAUUUAAUUUCAAAACGAGCUGAUUUGGAAGAGAGGUUGCAACGCAGAGACACUGAGAUCUCCAAAUCUGAUGACGAAAUGAGAGAAAUGAAUAAAAAAAUAGAAGAAUCAAAUCAAAUCAUUGCAAGUUUAGAAGAUGAAGUUAGACAAAGAAAUGAUAGAAUCGCAGUUAUAAAAGAAGAUCUUCGAAGAUCUCAAGAAGAAACUAAAGCUAUUCAGUCUUUAUAUGAAACUCUCAAAUCACAAACUACUAAUAUGCAGAAAGAAAUUCGUGAACUCAGUAUUCAAAAAGCUGAACUUACAUCAAAGUUAGAUGCUGAAAAUACAAACAGAAGAACUUGCCAGAAACGAACAGAAGAAGCAGAAAAACAAAUGGAAGCAAUGAGAUUGGAAUUGAGUGCACUUCAUAAACAACUUGAUAUUGAAAGAGAAACUCACAAAAAAGAAAUCAGCAAGUUACGAGCCCAAAUGCAUCAUAAUGAAUCUUUGAACGCGGAUAAUAUGCAGAAACUGAACAAGAAGAUAAGUGAUGAGAGAGAUUUUCUAGAAAGAGAAAUACAUAGGAUUAAUGUGGAAGCAAAUGAGAGCAAAGCCGCUCGAAGAGACGCAGAAAGAAAAAUGUUGAGAUCUCAAGAGGAAUUACAAACGUGUAUGAAGAAAAAUAUCACAUUACAGAAUGAAAUUGAUAAAUUUCGAGAAAAAUAUGUGAAUGCUAAAACACGAUUUGAAGAUAAAAAUGAAGAAGUUUCAAAAACAUCAGCUGAACUUCGAAAGUUAGAAGAUGAUUUGAUAUUUGCGAGAGAUCGUGUUAAAAAAAUGGAACAAGAUUUAGAAGCAGUACAGACUGCUUUGACACAAGAUAUUGAAGACCUAUCAUCAGCAUUACAUCAAGAUGAUACCGCUCUAUUAUUAAGACGUUCAAUGAAUGAUUCUGAUGGAAUUUGUUCACUCAAUGAUGUCCAUACUUGGUUGUCUUCAAUGAGGCAUAAAAUUGGUGUAAUAAAGAAGGAGAUAUAUGACAGAGAAAACGAAAGAGAAAAAUUGAUGGAGAAUAUCAAUGUCAGCAAAACACAGAUGAAAGAAGUUUGUAGAACGAUGGAAGAUGACAGAAGAAUGUUGAUGGCGGAAGCAACUGAACAAAAUAAACUUGUUGAUGUUUUAAGCCGAGAAAAAACAUCUCUUCUUCUUGAGAAUAAAGAAGCUCGCAGAAUUGUUCAAGAAUUAGAGGAUCGUGUUUCUAAUCUCACAAUUGAUGUUGAAACGAGUAAAGCUCGUGCACAAGAAUUCAUUGUUCGUGAACCACCAGUCAAAUUAUCAAAUUCUAGAGAUUCUAAGGAGUCUAUGAAGGAAAGAGAAAGAAUACAAGAAAGAUAUGCAAAGUACAAAAACACAAUAGAAUCCUUACAAAAUGAGUUACGAUCAUCUGGAGAUAACAACAAUAAUAUAAGUAUGAAUGAUACGAAUCUCAGUUCAUCUUCUUUCCGACUUGGUGGUACCUCAGCUCCGUCCCCAAUCAGAAGAGUAACGAUAGCAGAUGCUCCGCCUACUAUCCAUGGCUAUUCAUCUUACUCAAGACCAUUGAGUUCGUCACCAAAACAAGUUCCAGUAAAAGACAGAAGUUGACAUGCAGAUCUUUUCUAAUUCAGAAUCUCAAGUAUUAAAUCCACUUGAAUACCAAUGGAGAUUUAUAUUGACCAUGCUUGGUCUUUUGAGGACAUAAUUUAUAUGCGGUUAACGACAGAUCAUACAUGAUUUAUAUCUGCAUGUCAGAACCAUACUCCUCAAAUAAUUGUGUUAUACAUAAUAUGUUGCUUGGUUAUUUUUUAUCGUGUUUAUUUGAAAUUCUAUAUAUCUGAAGCAGUUUGGAAACGUACAUUACGAAGCUAGCUUAAAUAAUUUUCUCAGAGAUUUUUAAUGUUCUAACCAUUAUUUGUACGUACUCUUAUAUAACUUAUUUGAAUGCCUUUAUUUAAUUAAAAAACCAUCAUUUUGAACAAUUUCAAUUCAAUUUUAUCCACUUAAUUUUUGAAUCAGGUUUCAUCUUUGAUAUUCACAAUGUGUCUUAGUUUUUGAAAUUAGGUAUUUCUGUUGCUGUAUUUAUUUUGUAAAAAAAAAGAUUUUGUGCCAAAAUUGUUACAUAGUAUCCAUAUGCAACUUGUGUGGAACUUUUGCUGCUAAUUUUCUUUGUUAUAACAAUUUUUUUUAUAAUAAGCCGUUUGUGCCUAUUUACUUUAUAAUGAUUUUUUGUUGUCUCGGAUUUUCCAACAAGUAGGCAUUUUUAGAUAUUAGUCCGUGUACAUAUUCGCUCUUCCGUCUGAAUCUCGCACACUUCUAUAUCUUGGUUGUAUGUGGUUGUUCUGGAAAAUAAUUUUUGGUAACGAAUUAUCUGAGACUUAAACUUGAAACCUCACGCAUUCAGUACCCCUAAUAAUCAGUACCCCUAAUGAAAAAUCAAGAAUAAAGUUAUCAAUGGAGUUAAUAGUAAAAUUUUUUUGAAAAAAUUCUAUUCCAGAUUUUGAAAAAUUUAGUUUGCAGUUUCAAAGGGGAAAUAUUACAUUAUGCUGAAACAUAUAUAUAUAUAAAAGUGCUAUUCAGAUUAACAUAUUUCAACCAAGUGAAAUAGAGUUUUUUCCACAAAUCUCUGUUACAUAAUGAAUAAUAAUGUUAAACUAAUUUUUUCACUAUUUUCAACAAUUCUCAUUACACAAUUUGUAAUAAAUUCAUCUUUCAUUUUUAUUAUCUCCUAUAUAAUAAUUCAUUGUGAUUUUAGGAAAAGUAGUUGAAAAUUUUUUUUACCUAUAGAAAAUUUUUAGAUGUUAUAUUAUUAUCCAUCACCAGUCAACAUUGUGUUUUAAUACGCUUCCUUUAUAUAUGCUCAAUUGUUUUUCUUCAUCUUGUCAUUAUAUAAUGGUCCACAUCUUAUUUGAUAUCAUGAACACUAUCUGUGAUUUUGAAUUGGUCUUGGAUUCAGAACCACACUCAUGUAUUAGCUAUGGUAAUUUUCAUUGUUAAUUUCUGGUCUUUAUAAUACUUAAAUAUGAGCUGAUGAAUUUGUUUUAGAAAACCGUUUAAUAAUAUUUUGCAACCAGAUAAAAUUGAAUGCGAUAUCUUAGCAAUGUUGUCCUGCUUUAACUCAAUGUGUUAUAUCUUAUAUGAAGCUUGUAUACUAAGAAUGAUAAUAAGGGGUAAUUACUAAUUAGUUACUUAUAAUUUGUUUUUUACACUGUAGUUUUGUAUUUUGCUACAUUGUGCCUUCAACAUAUUUUUAUCAUUUGUGCUUUUGGUCAUAGAUUGUGAUAUUUUUCCAGAGUUAAAAACAAUAUAUAUUCAGAACAAAGAUAUAAUA